CCUUUUCUGAUCAGUUAGGAGAUGGAAGCAAAAUAUAAUCUACGAAGUCCAGGUAAGUGUCAAUCCGAGGAGGAAUAAAAACCGUCCUUACGGGCUCUGAAAAAAAGAAAAGAUCUGCUAAAGGUUCUGUCGACGUACAUCAUAUGAGGUAAUUCGUGGUGUUGUUUUGGUUGUUUUCGUCCAAAAUAGGCGUCAAACGCUUGAUGAGGGAAGCUAAGGAACUAAGUCAACCGACAGAGCUGUAUUUUGCCCAGCCUUUGGAGGUAAGCAGUUCCCGUCAUUCUACACUUCACACAAGCUGAUAAUGAGCUUAUAAAUACACAGGUAAUCUGAAAAGUUUGCAGAAUGGGCUAUUGCAUUUAAUAUCUGUACCCCCCCCCGGUUGAGGACCUACCUUUUGUUCUUUCUCCUGAGGAUAAAAUACUUUUACAUCCACCCCUGAAGACUUCCAUAAAAUAUGGGUUUACCCCUGAAGAAUAAGGGUCCUACCCAUGAAGUAUUUCGAGAAAAUUAAAGCUCCACCCCAAAGAAUUCCAUAAUUAUUACUCUACCCCUAAAGAAAUCCUCAAUCUUUAUAAACUUAUCCCUGAAGAACUCAAUGGUUCCUCGACCAGCUGGGGAAUGCAAUUAGCCCAAUUUGAUGUAGCUGGCAAAAUGUUCAGUAUCGUGAUUGCAACAAUCCAGAUACAUGCUACUAGGGUUGCGUUCAAUUGGGAAAUCCAGAUGUUGAUUUUGAAAUUCGGAUUUCAGAUUUUGCAAUCGAACACGAAAUCCGAAAACGGAUUUCACCUCUGAGAAAUCUGUCCUCAGGGUGGAUUUCAAUUAAGAAAUCCAAAUCGGGAUUUCAUGGAUUUCCUUUUUACCGUUCAAUUGGGAAAUCCGAAAAAGGAUUUGCAAAACUGUUCUCAUGAACAGUGGUGUUCUUUUUGUUAAUUAUGCAUGCGUGUGCAAGACCGCUGUUCUUAAGGACAGUUUUUCAAAUCCUUUUUCAGAUUUCCCAAUCAAAUGGUAAAAAUGGAAUCCAAAACAGAUAUCUCAGCUUGAUCUCAGUGUUGAAAUCGGGAUUUUAAAAACUAAAUCCAGAUUUCCCAAUCAAACACACCCUAAAGCAUUCAAAUCUCUCAUGAACAACAACAUCAACAACAAAAAUGACCCAAUACAAAAAGAUCAGGGCAGUAUAAAAAAAACUUGUUUUAAGACAAUUCCUGCAGGACAGAUGCUCAGACUAUGCUAAGACCUGGAACUUAGGUUUGACCGGACCAUGUUCAGUUGUAAUCUUAGGCUAUGUUGACACUGUACCUUAAAGCUGCUGUGAAGCUAAGUGGCACCAAUCUUGAAAGUGAAGUAUCGCAUAUUGGAUAAGUCUUGUGCCACACUUUUGUGCAGUAUUUGGACUGCCGGUAGUGGAAAUGAAUAAACAGAAGCGAGGACUGUAAUCCACUGAGAUGGAAGUUUCAAGGGAGUGAGAACUGGGAAUUAGUUCACCAAACUCUCUUGGUCAACCAUCCUAGCUUGAUGUUCAAUGUGUGUGAACAGCUUGUUCCAGUACUGUGCUGCAGCGACUCCCAGCAUUGUUGGAUGUCAUAUGUUGCAUCUGUUUGCACACCCUGUUGCAUGUUGUAAAUUUGUAAAUAUCUUAUUAUCCACUCCCCACAGGGCUUUUCAGGGGUAAUUUACAACACUGGUUGGGGGACUUUGCCAGACUGCUUAAGGUGCAGUUUACAAGUAAUGAAGGAAUGAGUGAUGAUGCCCCCAUACAUGAGUGUGAAAGUGAGAUAGACCACUACACCGGCCACUACAUGCCCUACUCUUUACGAAGAGUGUGUGGGUUCUUUAACGUCCCACAGAUUUAUUACAUGUGCACGGGCUUGUGAGAUGGGGCCUACGGUUUAUCGUCAUGCAAAGUUUGAAACCAGUCAAACUUUACCUUCUUACUAUACUGGAUAGCUUUUGGUGUAGGCAUGAAAAUCUAUCUGUUAUAUGCACCAAAAUCAGACUGCCUAAUUACAAUGUACACAUGCCUAUUACUGCAGGGGCAGAUUGAGGGGGAGGGUGCAGGGGGUGCGCACCCCCCCCUCCUGAGAUGACCUGCGGUUUUCUAAUACAACUGGUAUUCUGCAAAAAAAAACUAUGUGGUUUAUUGGUGUUGAAGUAGAGCAAGAGACGAGUGCACCCCCUCCUAAAAAAAAUCCUGGAUCCGCCCCAUACUGCGCUUUUCACAAACAUGCGAACUCUAAAGUUCAAAAGCCGCCUUCACAAUUGCGUUUUUUGCUGCUGUCAAUCAUAAUUACGAUCACAAGCAACAAACCUUGAAACACAGAAACACACAAAACAGAUUGAAAUCCACCAAUCACAAAUCACAAACCAUGACCUUUUGAACCCAUUAAAGUAAAGUUUUGUUUCCUAAGAGGUCUGUUAAGAUGAUUGACGGCAGCGAAACAUGUAAUCGUCAGUUGGCUUUUGAGUAAUUUUUUCUUACUUUUCAGUAGGGUGCUUAAUUGAGAGUGGUGCUUAUGUUCUGGGGCUGCUGUUACAUAAAUUUUCUCACUUGUGAAUGACACAGUACUAUAUGUUUUUCAACUUAGCCGGCAGCCAGCUCCUUCUGUAGUAACAUCCCUUGUGCAGCACCUAUUUACAAUAGACCUGACCAACUAAUUGUACAAACUUAGGCAAAGUGGAAACCUGGGUCAGUUUGGUGGGAUAGUUAUACUCUUAGAUCCUCUCUCUCAUGUUUUUCUUUAAUUCCUGCUUAGCUUCAAACUUACCAAUGUUCUGUAGUUUAAUAUUGCAUCAUCAAAGAAUGUUGCAUGAUAUAUGUUAUGAAUUAACCCUAUAAUCCUAGUAAAAAUUAUAUCUUGCUUGUUUGAAUGUCAUUUUCAUCUCAGUAAUCAUCAUACAAGAAAGGCAACCUAAAGAAAAAUUUAAUUUGCAUUAAGGAUAGAACUGAACCACAAUAUGGUCUGGUUACUCAAAAUAUGUUGUUGAUUGGCAGGAUAAUUUGUUUGAGUGGCAUUUCACUGUGCGUGGCCCCCCUGACAGCGAUUUUGCUGGUGGACGUUACCAUGGUAGAAUAACAUUGCCUCCUGAGUACCCCAUGAAGCCACCCAGUAUCAUGUUAUUAACUGUGAGUCUAAAUUAAAACUUACUUAUUCUGUUCAGUCUCUUAAAGUCAAUGGUAUACAGGGCUGUCAGUGGCUGGUCUCUCAGGAAAAGUAGCCAGGCAUUCACCCUACAAAUCCUCCUCUUUUUUUAUGUUUGACUCAAUUUAAAAUCUACAAUAGACAGCUCAGUGAUUUUAUGGCAGUAGCCAGCAACUAAUGAUAGUCCUGAGUAUACAACUGUUUCCCACAGGGGAGGUGAAUAUUGGCCUGAAAAAGCAGUCAACAUUUAAUGAUGCCACAAAUGGUUUGCCCACGAAAUGAUGUUUGAGAAAUGCUGGACUGCAGAAAUUAUGUGUGAAUAUUUAUGUUGAAGAAGAAUGGUUUGAGUUGAAGUUGAAUGGAUAUUUUUCUGCUGAAUGAAAAUAGUUUGAGUUGAAGUUGAAUAUUUAUUUGUUGAAUGUUAAAUAUAAAUCCUUGAAUGAAAAUACUAUGUUCUUGAAUUUUGCUUCAAACGGCUAACCAUACCCCAACUUUGUUUAGAAUUUAUUUUUUUUCUUGGUCACUUAUGGUUGAAAGUUAUAAAUUAUUCCCUCUUCUUGUCUUCAGCCAAAUGGUCGGUUUGAAGUUGGGAAGAAAAUUUGCCUUAGCAUGUCAGCGCAUCAUCCUGAAACUUGGCAGCCAUCAUGGAGCAGUAAGUGUCCUGAAAUCGUGAAAUAUGUAUACUGUGCUUGAAACUCAAGUGUUUGACUAAAAGACUUAACCCAUUCACUCCGGGGAAUUUUUUUCUGAAAAACUGCAUUUUGAAGCUAGUCCAGCUGUUUUCUGGUCUCUGUCUGGCUAUAAAGAGUUAAAACUUGCCACAAAGCUGUUUACAUGCAGGUCAUACUCUUGGCAGCCUUUUGUUCCAGAUGCAAAAUAUUAGCCUCCAAAGCUCGGGCAUGUGUAAAAAGCAAAAUUUUGAGAUAAUUUCUCCAAUUUUGGGUUUAAAAGUGACACAGCAGUCCUAUUUUUUUUCUUCUCUUCCUCCCUCUUCUUUCGCUUUUCUUGCCUGAGUCAUUUUUUUCCUUUGCUGAGCAUUCUGUAAAGCUUUUAGGAUCUGCAUGGGCGGUUACGGGCAGUUCAGGGACAAUGGGUUAAGCUGGCCUGGCCAAAUUUUGAGAUUUGGUGUUGGAUGAUUGAGUGGUUAUUGUUACAGAAAAUUAAAAAAAUGGAGAAGUGAAGGAGAGUGCAGUGAGUAAGGCUGUGUAUUAAGUGCAGCCAUAAGGAAUUAGACUGACUGUUAAGUGAAGAAUAUAAUGAUAACUGUCACUUUCAACCAAAAUUUACUUUAAAAAAAACAGGUUAACGUAUGCAAAAUUUUGGAAAAUUGAAGAUAGACUGUGCCAUCCAAAUUUACUGCUGCGAAGAGACAUUCUCUGAGGGAGGGUAAUAAUUCAUAAUUUGUUGUUAUGGGUGUGUUCUUAUUGACAGUUCGUACUGUGCUUAUGGCAAUAAUUGGAUUCAUGCCAACCCAGGGUGCAGGAGCAAUAGGGUCUCUUGACUACACUCCACAAGAAAGAAAGGUCCUGGCUAAAAAGUAAGGAGCAUGUACUAUAUUAAAUUUAUAAUUAAAACUACCUGUCUACCACAACUUGAAAAUGACGUUUUAGAACAUGACAGGAGCAUUUAGAUCAUACACAUCUAGGGCCCAGCGGGAGUUACUUGGGUUAAUUUUUGCUGUGUAUGUGCCUCUGGCCUCUCAGAGCCCCUACCCCAUCCAGCAGCACAUCCCCAUUAGCCUCUUAUAAGGAAGUACCUCCCCUCCCCUGGGAUCUAGGGAGACAGAGGUCUCACAAAGUAAGAAAAUAAUACAUAAAAUGUAUUUGAUGCUUCCAAAGAUUAAAAUGGCUGGUCCUUAACUGAAAAAAGUUCCCUUUAAAGUCAUGGGCAGUUUGCUGUCAAUUUAAUUCUCAAUUAUCAGUGGUUGCUACCCCCUACAUUAAUUUGAUAAAUACAAGUAAAACUUGUAAGUUUCUGUUUCAUUUCCGGAAGCAAUGAAAAAAAUUGUUUAAAAAUUAGUUUAGGGAUAAAAUCUAAGGAGCUUUUUCUCCUUUUCCAAUGUAGUCUUGUGAGACUUACAAUGUUUUUUCAUUCUAGAUCAAUAGACUGGAAAUGUAAUGGCUGUGAUGUGUGUAUAAAGACCGUUUUACUAGAAACCACUGGUAGGCAGGUUCUAACCAUAAUUUGAUGAUUGAAGAUGAUAUAGCCCUCUGUAUAUACCUAUAUUUGGUUUUAAAAAUUACUUGAGAAACAAUUCCAUAAGGGACACUUCCCACUCAAUACUUCAAAGGAAAAAAAAAGCAACAAUCCCUCCCCCCCCCCCCAAACAAUGUUGUGCCUAUUGAUAUUGAAAAGAAAUUUUUGAAGAGUCAGAUCAGCUGGGAAUCUACCGGUAUAUUUUUUGGCUCUCAGUCAAUAAAUUUUUGGUAACUGAUGGUACCUGUAGGUACCUGUAGUACUGAUAUAUGUAGCAAACUGCAUGGUUUUGUACUGCAGCUCACACCUGCCUACAGGAAGUUUUAAAAUACAUUGUAACCUCUGCUAUCAGCCACCUCUCAACAACCCUGAGCAAUUUUUUUUUGCUACAAAACCUUGAGUUAACUUUCUAUCGCAGCUAUAGAGAUCUUGACCUCUUUACUUGACAAAUGUCUGCAUUAAUCAUUUUAGGCUGAAACAUCAUCUUCAAGUUACCUUUUGUUUUGCUUAUUCUUAAGUCACAGGUGAAGUAGACAUUUUGUCUAAUUUUGCAAUUAUUUUGUUUUAUAGGUGAAUCAAGUAAAGAAGCUGAGAAGGAAGCAGCUGAGUUAGCAGCACAGAUCACCUUUAAGGUACUGCUACUUGACAUAUUUCAUGCCUAGAAUCCAAAGGGGGAUUCUUUUAACUCCUUACAUCGCCACUAGUGGCCAAAGUCAAAAUUCUGUAAAAACCCGUCGUUUUGAUUUGUGAAAUACUAUCUAUAGGAACUAAAAUAUAAAAGUUCUACUGAAGAGGUUUUUGAUUGCUUACAUUAUUACCCUAGCUGCUGGAGACUUUUCAUGCAUGGUUUUUGGGUUUCGGUAAGUCUUUAUAGUGUCACCUGAUUGUGGUUUUAGCCUUUGGCUGAAGAUGUGUUGUCCUGCAGCCAACACCGAAGCAUCCUGCAUUGACCACAUUCGAGAAAAAACCUCUGGAGGGUAUUACAUUGCAUGAAUAGGUUUUUGUGCACGGAGCUAAAAGUUAUUAGUAAAAUCCAACUAGUGGUCUAUUACCAAUGCUGCGUUCUGAUUGGUUGAGCUACUACUAGGCUAUGUGUUAUAGCCCACUUGUAACCUCUGAGUCAAUAGCCCAUUUGGGCUUGAGGAAGAAUUGUUAAAUAUCAUGCCAAAACACUCUCCAAGGAGUGAAAUUAAGAUCAUACUUAUCAUAAUUACUUUCUUACAGGGAGAGAACGAAAAGGAAAAAGCAACAGGUGAAAGGACAGAAACACCAACUUCUGGCAGUGGGACUAGCCAACCACAGACUUCAACACCGAGUCAAGUGAACUCUAUGGCAGGAUCGCCUACUGGAGCUUCACCAUGGGGUGUUCAUUCAAUGGGUGUGCCUCCUCAAUACUAUGCUGCAUAUCAAUCAGCUUACCCUUACUAUGCCACAGGGUACCCAAUGUACAACAUGAUGACUGCAAAUCCUUCAGCUGCACAGGGUUAUGCAUCGUAUGCAGGUCCAGUGACUAGUCACAAUACUGUCUCAUCAAGUCAGGCUGGAAGUGCUCCAGCAACCAAUCAGAACAGUAGUGUUAAUGCAGGAGCUAGUGGUAUUCGUCAGAGAACUGCUGCCAAUCAGUCUUUUCCAACUCAAAAUACCCAGCCUGCAUCUGUUGCAGGAGGUGUACCACAGACUCAUUCUGUUGUUGUUAACACUCAACCGCGUAUAUCGCAAAGCGGAAUGUUCUCGUUAAUUUUUCUUUGGUUGUUAGCAGUGUCUAUUAUUGCUUUGGUCUGUAGAAGACUUUUUGUGGUUUCUUGAUGUUCCUGAAAAAUGUUGCUAUAGCUGCUGUUUUCUGUUCUGUUAAGACAAUUGUUCUAUUUUGUUCAAUGAAAGGGUCUUAGGUGUAUUCCGCAUUACUUAAGUUUAUAGUAACUGCUUUGGCAGGUAAUUGAGGUAUAGACAAUGCGGUGUUAAUAAGCCAUAAUGCAGCUCCAAGCUAAUACAGGCCAGUUUCAUCUAGAAAAAAAAAAUGCUAGCAAAGUUUUGGUUUAACCUCAGCUUAUUUGAGAAAGUAGUUUGAGAUAUUUAUGUCAAUGAGAGAAAGGAAAAGAAAUGGAAAUGUAAAAAUAAGGCAAUUAUGACAAAGUUAUAAUUCACAUUGGAAUGUUACAAUUAUUUCUCUUCCCUCUCUUAUGGUGGUAAGGUUGAGUCAGAUAAUUGGCAUCGACUUACCAAAUAUUGAUAUUACUGCUGAACAAGUUUCAUUUGAAUGGUCACACCAUAGCUGGUUUCCGUUCAAUGACUCCAUAGAUAGGGAACAAAAUUCUACAUUGCAUGGGUCUGUUAUUAGUAUUUUUAGCUCAUUAUUUGACUGUAAGCUUUCAGAGUUUGAUAUGAAUUGUAAAAUAUUUUUCAUAUUGGGUUUUCAACUUCCGGGGAAGAAGUGAUUAUUUUGAGUUGAUUGCACCCUUUGGGAACAAUACAAAUGGUGAUGGUCGUUGUCACUGGAUGGAAAUAUGAUAUUUUUGUUUCUGUCUUACAAGUGAAAUAACAGUCAUGAAAAAAGUGGUUUGUUUACAAAUCAUUUUCAAUUCCACAACAACUCAUUGGUUUGAAAAAGAGAAGUUUGCCGCAAGGUAAAAGUAAAACCCCACAACUAAGGACCUGGAUUUUUCCGAGUUAGCCUAAACGGGUUCUUAUGUUAUGGUAGUUAGCACAAGUUUAGGUUAUUUAGGUAGGUUCUUAUUUUCUAAAGAAAAAGAAUACAGUAUAGCUAAGAGUAUUUAGUGGUUCAGCUUAUUCCUUAUUUUAAAUCUGCAUACUAAAUUAGAAGUUAUGUAAAAAAUGACCAUAAAAAAGAAAAACUAAUGCAUUGACCUCAAGAAAUUUGAAGUCCUACUUUAGAACUUAACAUAUAUCUAUUGUAAUAAUUGUAUCAAUAACAAUUUUGGUUGAUUUUAAACAGUGGCAUUUACAUUGCAAAUUGGAGUGAUAAGGCAGCUAUGUCUCCAAAGAGGAUGCUGAAUGUUGACUUAUUUGCCCAAGUGAACAGAAUUUUUUGUAUAGAUUUUAGAAACUGAUACAAUUUUUUAAAAAGAUUUAGGCUAAACACUGGGCUUAAAUAGAAGGGGGUUAACUGGCAAAUUUUAGCCUAACAGGUUCUUAGUCGUGGGGUUUUACUGUAUUACAGUCAGCUAUCUCUGACAAGACAAAAAAUUUGUGCGUCAAAUGUAAGGCCGUUUUAGACGGUACGAUUUUUGCUCAAGACUAUCGUGCGCGACUAGCAUACAUCAUGACUUUCGACCAUCCACCACGAGCGUUUCAGGUGGGCAACUUAAAUACGGCGAUCAGUUCUUUUUCGUGACAGCGUGGUAUAAAAAAAAAAUAUGCGCACGCAAAAAUGGCUGUUGGCGGGAAAUUUCUGGGUGCGACGAGUGCUUCAUAGAAACCCCUUUCAGAGUCCUUGUUAAUGUUUGCUUGCUGUCUGCUGCAAGGGAAAUUUUCAAAAAAGUUUAAAUGUCUUGUGAAAUAUGACGUGUGUAGUUGCAAGUCGUCUUCUCGGUGGUUCAAAUUCUCAAAGGAACUUCACGAAGACGUAUGUGCAUCCUUUAACGUUAUAAAUAAAGGAAAAUGCUAGGUGAUGAUGAGUCGUUGUGUGCUUCGUGUCGGCGGAAUUUGACUCAGUGGCGAGAUAGUAGACCGACAAAUGAAAAAUACUUCAAGUUAGCAAACUCAAGGGGGAAACCUUGUCUAAACAAAGUGCUUAUAGCUGGGCAAAACCUCAAACUCUUCCGGUUGGCCUACAAUAGGCUUUUCCACAUGUCUAAACUCUCGAUGGAACGUCAUCGCACACAGAUGCCG
Molecule: messenger RNA, 9185 nt
Organism: Porites lobata
Lineage: Eukaryota; Metazoa; Cnidaria; Anthozoa; Scleractinia; Poritidae
Source: the annotation of a GenBank genome assembly